UCCAAGAUGGCCGCCGGAGCACAGACUCCAGACUUGUAGCGUCAAACUCCGAAAGAAAGCGGAAAAAAAGCUCUUUCUCCUCGGCCCACUUCAAAGCUCACUUAGCAACAUGAGCGGACGAUGACGUUUGUUAGCAGCACGAUAGCCGAGCACGACGCCAGUAGAGCGAUGGCAAAAGCCACCAGGCUUUAGGAGGGAUUGAUUGUAAAGGCAGCAUGGACAGCUUCUUCAAAGCGGCAGUUUGUGACCUGGACAAAGUGCUGGACGACUUUGAGCUGAGCGCAGAUGAAGUCGCCCGCAAGUCGGUCUUCGGAAAGUCCCCGCCGUACAAGUUGACGGCUUUGGGCUCCUCCGGGGCGUCCGGCGUGCCCCCCGACCUUCCCGACCUCAGCGCUCUCCGCUACGGCGGUAGCGCCGAGCACAACGGCGAGGCCCCGGUUCAGCCUCUGACCCACGUGGACCUGCUCUCCUCCGUAGACCGCGGCGCCGCUCAGAGCUCGGCACUUCCCUGCCCCGACCGGGCCCUCGAGCCCGUGUGCGACCUGGUCAACGACACCGGUUCGGCCGUCCGAGCCGACAGCCACGAUGCCUUCGGCGAGCUGGACGCCGCCGAGAGGCGGUUGGAGGAAGAAGAGAAGGAGAUGGAGGAGAGCGAGGAGGAAGAGGAGCUCCUGUUGGACUUCAGCAACCUGGUGCUGGAGGACCGCGACAUGCCCAGCCAGAACUCCAACUGGCACCAGCAGCUGAGUCUGCUGGACAUCAUCCUUCCUGCGUUUCCUGCAGAGGACGUGCGAGUGGAAGCGCGAGAUGACGGCGAGGCCCAAGACGAAGGCUACGAGGAGGAGACCCCGGAAGACGACCCGGCCGAGAUGGGCGCUCAAACCUCGAGCGCCUCGCUAGGCUCUCCGGAACCCCCGGCGGGUCCCAGCAAGGUGGAGUCGCCCCCAGAGUCGGACAACGAAGCUCCCGUUAGCAGCCCUGGAGAGCGACGCGAAGAUGAGGGGACGGAGGCGGACUCUCUGUCAGCUUUGGACGCUUCUUGCCGUGAGGAACCCCUCCACUCGAUUUCCCAGCAGCAGCAGCAGCAGCAGCAGGAGCGCUGCGUGGUAGAGCUUCCCGCCCCCGUCCCUCCCGCCGAAGCUUUGCCCUCGGAGCCCAGCCCGGUGGACCUACCCGAGUUCGGCUUCGAGUAUCUGCCUGAGAGCGACCAGGCUGAGCUGCUGGUCACGGACGAGGAGCUGGACGCCUUCCUGCGGGCUGAGGCUGAGCGGGGCGGCGUCUCCGUCCAGCGGGGGGAGGCGGCGCCGCCGCCCGACGGGGAGCUUGCUUACGAGGAGCCGAGGAGUUGCGCGCAAGCUCUGCGAGGCCCGGCGUCUCCGGAAAGUGACAGAAGCCUUCCGACGUCGUCUCUCUGCCGGGACUCGCCUUGUCAGGAAGGGAGCCGUCCCCCCACCGAGCAGCAGCAGCGCAUUUCCCACGGAGGGGCGAGACCCAAGCAGCCGCUCCCGCCUGCCUCCGCCGCCACGUCUUCCCAAUCGGCAGAUGAGAAAGACGAGGAGCAGGAGGAGAACCAUGACGCCGACCGCAACGAGGAGCAGGAGGAGAGUCCGCCACGCAUGAGCCCGGGCUUCCUGCCGCAUUCCCUCGGCGGCUCGCUCUACGCGGCACCGGAGCCGCCGGAAUACACGGCCAGCUACGAGGAGCUCUCCGAGCCGCCGCCCUACCCCGGCGAGGGCGGCGCUCGGCCCGCCGGCUGGAAGGAGGAGGAGCCGGGCGGCCGGCAGCCCGCCUGGGUGCCCGACUCGGAAGCCCCCAACUGCAUGAACUGCUCGCACAAGUUCACCUUCACCAAGCGGCGCCAUCACUGCCGCGCUUGCGGCAAAGUGUACUGCGCGGGCUGCUGCAACCGCAAGUGCAAGCUCAAGUACUUGGAGAAGGAGGCGCGCGUGUGCGUCGUCUGCUUUGACACCUUGCAAAGAGCGCAGGCCCUGGAGCGGAUGAUGAGCCCCACGGGUCCCGGUCCCAACCCCAACGUCCCGUCACAGUACUGCAGCACCAUCCCGCCCCUGCAGCAAGCCCGGGCCGCCGGCACCCUCAACUCGCCGCCGCCCACCGUCAUGGUGCCCGUGUCGGCGCUCAAGCACCCCGGCGGCAGCGACGGCUGCCCCCGGGAGCACAAGCGAGUUUGGUUCGCCGACGGCAUCCUGCCCAACGGGGAAGUGGCCGACACCGGCAAGCUGGCGGCGCCCGGUUGCCGGAGCUCACCCGAGUCGGAAGAAACGGCGGUACGCCCGACGACGCGCCGCGGCGAGUCAGGCGCCCACUCAUCGGCUCCCUUCUGUCUUCAUCAGUCGGGCCCGAGCGUCCCAGAGGGGGUCCCGCCUCCCCCUUGCGGCCCAUGGCACUAUGCGCUGCUGGCGGGCUUGGGCUCUGCGGUCCGGAAGGCUCCCAGUCUGCUGCCCGACUCGGAGGACCAACUUCCUCCUCUCCUCAUUGCCACGGCGGAGGAUGCAGCAGGAGCAGACGUCUUGGUGGAGGAGAGCCCCGCGCCUUGCCAGAUUCGACACCUCUUAGAAGAGGGGGGUCCUCGUCCUUUGACCUUUGUCCUCAACGCCAACCUGCUGGUCAACGUCAAGAUGGUCACCUACGGCGAGCGUGAGUGCUGGUGCUUGGGCUCCAACGGGCUGCGAGCCCUGGGCCAGAGGGAGCUGGUCUUCCUCCUGGAGCGUGUCCCAGAAGACCGAACGCCCCCCCGAGACCUCUUUGCGCUGUGCCUCAGUAUUCAGCAGGACGCACAAAGAGGCAAGUUUGUGGACGAGCUGGACAACGUGACCUUUGCCGGCAGCUUCCUGGGCAGCAAAGAUCACGGCGGGAUGCUCUUCUUCUCUCCCACCUGUCAGCCGCUGGAGGGCCUGACUCUGCCCUCGUGGCCUUUCCUCUUUGGCCUUCUCAUCCAAAAGCUGGAGGUGCCCUGGGCCAAGGUCUUCCCCCUCAGGCUGCUUCUACGACUCGGCGCCGAGUACGACGUGUACCCCAGCACCCCCGUGAGCGUGCGUUUUCGGGAAUCGGUUUAUCGCGAGACGGGACACACCAUCAUGAACCUCCUGGCGGACCUGAGGAACUACCAAUACAGCCUGGCGUCCGUGGAGGGUCUGAGGGUCCACAUGGAGGUGGGCCGCAGCUUCAUCGACAUCCCCAAAAGCAGCUUUGGCCAGAUGCAGCGGGUGUUGAGCGGUGCCAACGAGCACGUGAUCACCGUCGGCGCCACCUUGAGUCUGCGGGCCGACUCGCACCUGGUGUGCUUCCAGAACGAGGACGGCGGCUACCGGACGCAAGCCGCCAGCGUGCCCGGCAAGACGCGCACGGUGACAGGGGCCAGCUUCGUGGUCUUCAACGGCGCCCUGAAAGCCUCGUCGGGCUUCAUCGCCAAGUCAAGCAUCGUAGAAGACGGUCUGAUGGUGCAGAUGCCCCCCGAGACCAUGGACGCCCUGCGCGCGGCCCUGCGCGAGCAGAACGACUUCAACAUCGCCUGCGGAAGGACGGACGAGACGGACGUCCGGGAAAACGUCAGCGUGCGCUGGCUUGACUGGACGCCGCCCAUCAACACCGGAAUGACAAGUGACGUGGACGGGCGGAGUCUGGAGGGCGCGCGCUCCGUGAGGAUGCGGCAGGACGCCGAGUUCGAGUGUGACGGACAAGUCAUCGCGUGUUCCGAGGUCUUCUACCAGCCGACGUCCGCCGAGCACAGCCCGGCGGCGCCGGCGGCGUGCGCCGCCUUCCAGAAGGAGCUGGCCGCGGCCGCCUGCGGCGCUUUGACACCUCAUCUGGGCGCCCUCGCCGCCAGCGCCAUCAACUCCUUCGGCCUGCGUGUGUCCACGCGAGACGACGUGGUGGAGUACCAGGCCGGUUGGGGCGAGCGCCCCCUCCCCCAGCGCUACACCAACGAGCUGGACAGCGCGCUGAUCCCCGUCAUCCACGGGGGCGGCGCCAUCGUGCCACCGCCAGCCCCCGUGGACAUGGAGCUGCUCUUCUUCAUCACACACGCCAUCUGAAGCUCAAACCAGUGGUUCUAGAAGAGGACGGGGGGGGCGGAGCUUGAGGAGCCAACAAAUGCCAGGAGCCCACCGUUGUUGCUCUCUUUGUGGUCGUUCUGCUGGCAGCAAACUCAAAACUUUAAUGUGGUGACAUUCGAUUGACGUGCGUGUCCCCAACUCAAAGAGCAACGACUCGCUCCAAAUCAAAAUGGCCCGCCCGCCCUCUCUCUCUUCAGAUUUUGGCCCACCUGGUUUGAUGCCGUCUCGGGGCCCAGGAAUGGCGUGGAUGCGAGAGGAGGCGCUUGGGCAUGUCAGGUUUUGCUCUUGCGCCAUCUUGUGGCACCUGUGGGCCAUUACAGAUUCCGAGGAUCUUUUUUUGCCCACCGCUGACACUUCAUUGAUCAUGACUAAUUCUGAAUGUACUUAUGCUGCAGCUUUAAACUUGACAGUGUAGGGUUCAAAGGUCACACUGUCGCCAGCGUCCGACCGAACUUCUCGGGGACCCCAGUGCAUUGCGUGAGACCAUUGUGUUGCUUUUUUUCUUAUUUUAUUUCAUCUCGAGUCUUUAUUGAAUAAAUGUGCAUAAGAGA
Syngnathus acus (greater pipefish) is the source of this 4624-nucleotide messenger RNA. RefSeq names its product zinc finger, FYVE domain containing 16 (gene zfyve16). Lineage: Eukaryota; Metazoa; Chordata; Actinopteri; Syngnathiformes; Syngnathidae. The record is from RefSeq and is a predicted model, not a curated record. The coding region runs from base 216 to 4052 and encodes 1278 amino acids. Gene Ontology annotation, cellular component: early endosome membrane. The transcript is spliced from 17 exons. Gene Ontology annotation, biological process: endosomal transport. Gene Ontology annotation, molecular function: metal ion binding.